Rhopilema esculentum is the source of this 5029-nucleotide messenger RNA. Its product is annotated as solute carrier organic anion transporter family member 4C1. NCBI's taxonomy places the organism in Eukaryota, Metazoa, Cnidaria, Scyphozoa, Rhizostomeae, Rhizostomatidae. Gene Ontology annotation, biological process: transmembrane transport. Gene Ontology annotation, cellular component: membrane. The record is from RefSeq and is a predicted model, not a curated record. Gene Ontology annotation, molecular function: protein binding.
GGCAAGGCUAGCAAAAGUAGGGGGCAAGGCUUCUUUCCCCUUUUACUGCAGCUUUAAAACUAUUUGAUUUGCAAAAAAGUGGUGGGGGACAUGGCAACCACGGCUUCCCAGUGGCGUGAGCUCUGUUAUAUGAUGUCGUUCAGAACAUUUUUAUUAUCCCCCGCCCUCAUCAGUUUUUCCCCUUUACGCAGAGCAGCUAACGGUCGGUAUAAACCCCGUUUUUCCAGAAAAACGAGAACAGAUAUUCAACUGAUUUUUGUUGUAAAUACUAGCUACUAGUAUGGUGAUAUCUGUAAUAGGAAUUAGAUUUUGUUGCCAGUUAUAUUUGAGACGACUGGGCCCUUUAUCUUAUCUUCAACCUACUCGCGAACGCGAAUCUGGAUCUGAUUCUGAAUCUGAUUCUGCAGACACGGAAGUACCGAUUGGAAAGACGGAGCCCGGUAUGCCGUAAUUUGACGACAAUUUCAAUUUCAAUUUCAAUUUUCAUGUGUAUUCUCAGCUUAAUUUCAAUAUACUGAUCUAGUCAAACAAUUUAUCAAGAUACAAUUUCAGUUAUACUUCAAUACAUAAGGUUAAGAUAUUUAAAAUAAUUAUUUGUAUCUAUAAAGUUAUAGCUGAAUGACACAUGGAAAUAGCCCAUAGGGGCUUUCGAGCCAUGUGCCAUCUUACGUGAAUUUUGCCUGAAAAUCUGACAUCUGUAAAUCAACAUAUCACGGAAGUAUCCCCCCUACUGGCGUUGUUAAGGAAACGUGAAACGGUUGACCAGUCAUCGACAACGCUUUUGCAGCACUCACAAAACAAAAUACCUUAUUGUAGUUUGAGAGAAUGAAUUAGUUAUUAAUCAAAUACAAAUUGCGUCAGAAAUGCCUCGUAUACCUAAAUCUACUCACGGCUUAUGUCCGUCAAUUAUCGUCGAUCGGACGGGGCUGCACAAUAACAACAGUUUGAAGAUGAAUGGCGUGGAAGAACUGAAGGAGAAACGUAAAUCAAAUUGUAUCAAGAACCCUGAAAAGAAAUAUGGCUGCCUUGGGAUUUAUAUCAAAAACUUGCAGUUCCUCAACAGGCCUGUUGUUUUCCUUUUCUUUUUGUGCACGCUUGUCGUUACUCAAGGAAUGAUUAUAACUGGUGUUUCGAGCAUUAUAAUCACGUCAAUACAAACGAGAUUUGGUUUUACGAGCAUUCAAGCAGGAGCACUUUCCAGCUCUUACGAUACAGCCUACGGUGUAUCGUCGAUUUUUGUUAGUUUCUUUGGCCACAAACGCAAACCAUUAUGCCUAGGCCUUGGUGCAAUCGCACUAGCUGUUGGAUGUUUUAUUGCCUCUGUACCUCACUAUCUGGUUGGGGAUUACCACGCUGGCGUGGUAAGGGAUACAGACUGGUGUUUACAAAAUGCAACGUACCAAGCCCAACCAUCGGAAUCAAGCGAUUGCAAAGGUGGAGCUUGGUAUUAUUUAGCAGUAUUUUGCCUGGCCUAUUUAACUAUGGGAAUUGGUGCAACGCCGAUAUAUAUUCUAGGGCCAAGUCACUUGAGUGAAAGUACCAAGAGGGGCCAAAGUAGUUUAUAUAUUGGAAUUAUGUAUGCUUUUGCCGCCUUUGGACCUGCAAUUGGAUACUUGAUUGGAAAACCUAUACUGAACACCUAUGUUGACAUGCAGCAGCCAGAAGGCUCAAAUCUGACUCCAAAUGACAGCAUAUGGGUGGGAGCAUGGUGGAUUGGCUAUCUUUUUGGUUGUGGUUUGUUUCUUCUUGUCUGCCUUCCAAUACUUGGCUUUCCACAAGAAUUCAAAGCUACUGAGAACAUAAGAGUGGAAAAGAAAAAUCUAGAAGAUACUGUUUUGGAAACCAAUGUGUUGAACACGAAUUUUAAAUCACUUUUGCCUGCUAUUAAGGCCUUAAUGCUAAAUAAAUGCUUCAUGUUUACCAGUUUGGCAGUAACUACUGAAGGUUUAACCACGGGAGGAUUUUCAACAUUUCUUCCAAAGUUUUUUGAGUCGCAAUACUUUGUUUCAUCAUCUACGGCCUCAUUUUAUACUGGCCUCGUAGUGGUUCCUGGAGUCGGUGGUGGAAUCUUUCUCGGUGGCUUUUUGAUGAAAAAGUACAAAUGGAAUUGCAAGAAAACAUUAAAAAUGUCAAUGGUGUUUUCCUUCUUGGCCUUUGUCGCUACAGCUGCCAUCUUUAUUGGAUGUGGAACAAAGAAAAUCUACGGAGUCAACGUUGCCUAUCGAGGAGAGCAGUCAACUAGUGGCAUCCAUUCUGUCUGUCGUACCAACUGCUCUUGCAGUCACACAUACAAGCCAAUCUGCACUAAGUCUAACCAAGCAAUGUACUAUUCACCAUGCCAUGCUGGGUGUGCUAAAGAAAAUACAAUUGGAACGAAAUACUUCAACUGUACCUGUUUCCCAGAUGACAUAGAUGUGGCAAAAAAGGGCGGAUGCUACUCAGAAUGUGGUUUGAUGUAUUUGUUUAUGGCAACUUUUCUACUCACCAUGUUUUGCACGUUUUUGAAUAACGUGCCUUUGAUCGAAGCUACCUUUCGAGUUGUGCCAGAGAGCCAAUCCUCUCUUGCUUUGGGAUUUCAGCAGGUUCUCAUACGAUUUCUUGGCUUCAUUCCUGGACCUAUACUGUUUGGUAAAUUGGUAGAUAAAGCUUGUAUACUCUGGCAAAUUGACAGCUGUGGUAGUGGCGAGAGCAGAAACUGCCUGGAGUAUGAUAACGCUCUUUUUAGGUAUUACUUUUACAUACUGGGUGGUUCUUUUAAGCUGUUAUCAUUCUUGUUUUUGGUGCUAGCCUACAAAUCCUACAAACCCCCGGCCCAUCCAGUGUUACAACCUUCAACUUCAAAUAUGAGCCAAAGAGACCUGGUCCUUAAUGAAUUUCCUUCAGGAGAUGAAAAAGAUACUGUGGUGACUCAAAUGGGUAACGAUGUGCAGAUAUGAUUGGUAUAUUUUGGUCAUGUGAUUAAGGCCUGCGUAUUGCUCGACAUAAACAGACAGGCCUUAGAUUUACACUGGUAUGGUUGUGGUUGAUUUGGAGCUUCUAGCCAUCAGCACGGAAUUAUUUUUUUAGACUGGAAGUGGUACCCAAACCACCCCGGUACAAAAGUCAUUUCGAUGUGGCAACAGCUCCGGUAUGGAAGUAACCCCAGUACGAAAAUCACUUACCAAAUGAAAAGUAUUACUCGAAACUUUUUGUAACAGGUGAAAGCUUUUGUUGCGAUUUCUAAAAAAUUGGGGUUAGUCACUCAAUGCAAUUCCUUUUGAGGCUCCAGAGCUAUGUUUUUCGAGUUGAAGGAACGAUUAGCUUUCUAGUAUCACGUUGGUUGGGUGAGAAAAUUUUUUGUUAGGGAACGACUUCAUAUUGGGAAUUUUUUUGCCUUUAUUUAAGAUUAUGGUAGAUAUUUAGAGACGCACAACAGAUUUUAUUUUAAUCUGGGAGACUUAUUGCACAUUUACCAUACCUUCUCCUUCUUAUUUAGACUGCAACCUAAGACCACAUUUCAUGUCUAAUUGUUAACUGAGAAUAUUCUAGAUUUAACGUAUUUCUGAAGCAAACCAUAUUUUUUCGACGUGAACACAUUCUGGUGUUAACUUAUCAACAAAAAUAUAUUUUCAUGUAAUGCACAUCAAUGAAAAUGUGUAUUCUGUUUUUUUUAUUUGAGAGUCGUAUGUACCGUAGAUGCCCAAUAUACUUUGUAAGCAAAUAAGAUAUCACAGGUUAUGACUGCUUUCUUCCCUGUCAAAGCAGAGUUCACUGUGCAGAUAAUGCCAAACCCACAUAGACGGAUCUAGACUUUUGCUAGCAGCCUUCAUAUAUUAUUUGGAUCCGAUUAUAAUUUCCAAUUAGAAUGUUCCUGAUGAUUGUUAUUAUCAAAGGCCUUUGUAAACCCAUACUUUCUUGUACGAGGACUUAAUUUUGAUUAGUGAAUAUAACAGUAAAAUAUUUUUCCAAUGCAGUUCAUCAAUCUCUAGUCCAAACAGACCUUUUCUAUACUGAAUUAAACAAUAUAUCAACUGUUUUUGAACUUUUUCUGUAUUAGUUUUUGUAAAUCAUUUGAUAAAUCCAACUCCUUAUUUCUGAUUUUCAAAAAUCACGUUACAAAAUCUCAGCCUCAAAAUUCACAAAAGAUUGGCUUGGUCGUUCCAAAUUUUAUUGAGGAUAUGUAUUAAGUUUAAAAACAUUUUAAUUUUCUUACGUUAAACUUUGUUUAAGUACUAGAUAUGACUAGCAGCUUUUAUGUAAGCUUCACGGGAAAUCUCAGCGUGAAAUUGUAGAGUAGAACUAAAUAGGUAGAGUUAAAAGUACACAUUAAUUGAUAUAAUUUAAUCUUGGUAUUUUUCAUUCAUAUAGUCGUCUGGUAACGAUAUAUGGUUUUGUAUUCCACAAUGUAUCAUAAGGAUAUCUGAAUGUUUAAAAGGGGAUGGUGGAAAGAAUUCUAAUGAUGUCAAGUUUUUUUUUCUUUAAGGAGGCAUUGUAAUUUGUUGAACAAAUGUUUUCAAUUUAACCAUGGCAACAAACCUUCAUUGUAAACGAGGAUGGUUCACUUAGUUUAAUAAGUCUUAUACAUUGAUUGCAACAAACAUAGGUUUGUUUUGGAAAAAGAUACAAUGAAUUCUUGGACUGUCCCCAUGGUUAAUAAAGGUUUUAUGAAUUUUCUAUAUCAACAUGUUUCUUUGAUACUUACUUGUUUUGAUUUUUUAUUAUCCAAAUCUUGCUAGACAGGAUAUCUGAUUUGUUCGGACUUGUUAGUAGUGCACAAUUCCGAUCAAUCAGGUGUAUCAUUUCUUAUUGACUUGGGCUGAGACUUGUAUUAUACAAGACUGUGUAGUUUCCUCUUUGUAAAUUACGCAUUAGUUUUUUUAUUGUUGAAUAUAUAUAUGUAUCGGGUGAAAAUUGUCGGUAGUUACUUCAUUAGUAUUGUAAGUUAUAUCAGUUAAACAUAAAUUGAUUUUUGUGAUGUGCUUAAUGUAAUUUGAAGUGUAUAUUUUUAUAUUACUGUUUAAGAAAAUUUGUCGAACAGAGAAAAUAUUUU